This is a messenger RNA of Lathyrus oleraceus (garden pea), 940 nucleotides long. RefSeq lists its product as uncharacterized. Bases 229 to 711 code for a protein of 160 amino acids. Lineage: Eukaryota; Viridiplantae; Streptophyta; Magnoliopsida; Fabales; Fabaceae. The record is from RefSeq and is a predicted model, not a curated record. The transcript has 3 exons.
GCAAUACCAAAAUCCCAAUGGGAGAAUCUUUCUUCCUCUUCAACCGUGCAAGCUGAUCCCACCUUGCCUCUCUCUCUCUCUCUCCUUCUUUUUAUGCUCUCUCUUUCUCUUUUCAUAUCUUCACUUUCUCUCUCAUUAUCAUAGAGAGACAUAAAUCUUACAUAGACAAACAAACCAACAUUUUCUCAGCUUCAUUCUGGCAUCUUCUUAUAGUGUAUAUAUAUAUUCAUGGGAUUUUCAUGUGGGGUUCACUUUGAAGAAAAGGAGAUGGAGUUUUCCUUAAUAGAUGAGAGUAUUGCAACUACACAGAGCAGUAUCAUCAUGGAAGUGUACCAUCAUCCUCAUCUGAGGGUUGAUAACACAGAUUUCUUCCCAGUGGAGCACCCUUUAGAACCACCCGAUGAAGAUCGUCCUGUGAAAUGUCCAAUGCCUGAAUCUUCAGUCAUUAGUGAUGAAAGGAUGCAUGAAAAGAGGAAAACAGAAAGCAUUAGAAAGAGAGAGGAGAUAUCUGGGGCAGGACGAAGAACAGCUGCCACGGACACGGGAGCCCCGGCUCGAGGGGUACGAAAGAGGCAUCACACUCUCACUCAUGGAUCUGGAGGAGACAUUGUGAUGACUCCAUUGAUGAGAAUGCCAAGUCUCCCUCCCCUACAAUCCCAGAAUAUCACUAUCUUUCAAGUGCUUCAGCAAUUGGACAAGUUUGAGUCUUAACAAAGAACUAAAUUAUAUGCAAAGAGUGAUGCGUUUUGAUCAUAAGCUAGGAACUUCAAAAUAGUGCAGGGCCAAAGCAUUGAUGGAUGAAGAGCCCCCUUGUUUUCAUCAUAUGUUGUUGUCGAAAAGAAUGUAUCAUUCAUGUUUUUUAUUCGUGAGACAUUAUUAUACUUUAAAGUGUUUGAAAUCAGCGAAUUAUACAAUUCUAAUUACUUGUCUUUUUAAUUUA